AUGCAGUGUAACGGUCAAAGUAGUUAUUACUUUGAGAAUCAUAAAUAUUGUGAUGAUCUAUCACCAUAUUUCGGUGAAAUUGAUUUAGAUCAAAUAUCCGGCGUAUGGUAUGGUGUUGAGAAGAUUCCCCAUACUAAAGGGGAGUAUAAAAUCGAACACACUAAGGAGUGUUUUCAUAUCGACAUAAGAGAAGUGCAUACAGAGCCUACGCCACCAACGUCCUAUCUGCCAUUAACUAACUCACCGUACGUGAGUCGCAGUUACGGUCUCCCGGAGCAAUAUCGUAUCCGGCAUUUUGUCCUCGAAUGGAACGAAGGUCUCUGGAGGGACGAGUACCAUAUCAAGGUCAAUACAUCGCAUAAAGGAUUCUGGCCCACGGACGUGCCUAAUGGAUCUGUUGAGAAAAUGUACCGUUUCUUCGGUGGAGUUAUACAAGUACUGAAGGUGGCAAAGAAUCAUUUGGUGUUGAAUUUCUGCAUGCGGCUGCCGCAUUCUCAGCUCUACAGCGUGGUGCUAUCCAGGAACGAGAACCAGUUGACUCCAGAAGACCUUGCCGGCAUCCAUAAUAUUUUUACUAUGAAGCACUUAUCCACAUCUGCCUUGAAACUUGCGAGUGUCACCAUGUAUCCAGUGGCGCUGCUCGCAAUAUUCACCGCAGCAACUCCCCAAGCUCGGGGGCUAUGCGGCGAGAGCAUACGCUGGUCGCAUAGUUUUGACGUGGACGACAUAUUCGGGCUGUGGUACGGCGUGGGAUACGCACAGCACACGCCCGACAUGACUAACAAGCCCGAUGAAAUAGGUUGCGUAUCCCUCUACAUUACAGACGCCACUUACGAGGUCCGCAAUGAUUGGCUCAACUGGGCUGUCCCGAAGAAUAACAACAAUGACCAGAUAUGGCGGUCGUAUAAAAGCAACCCGUGGUCGGAAUAUGCUAUGUCAGGUUCAUGGCUUGACAUACCCCUGAAAAGACCCGCAAAAAGAAGCACCAAUGAGGAGAGGCGCAUAAGAGUACUGUGGGACGAAGACGGGCAGACUAUGGAGCAAAUAUAUCUUUACUCUCCAGAGGACCCGGGCAUUUGGAUCGCAGAGAAAUUGCGACCCCUGGAACGAGAAAUGAGGUCUAGAGGAAUAGAUAUAUGGUACCCAGAUGAUCCACCGCGGCAUCCUGAGCACGGGGCAGUCGCACACCACUGCCCGCCUCAUAACAAACACGCGACAUCUCUCCCAUCGGAAGACCACUCGGGAACACGGGAAAUGUACCGUUCGGUAGCCAUUUUGACGGCCUUCGUUGCGUUCACAGAAGGUGCCAGCUACCAACGCUACGAUGAAACUACUAGAUAUCCCAGUUACACCACCAUUGCCAAUAUUUACAACCAGUAUCCAUACAGGACGGGCAGCUACGGUAGCGACAUUGCAACAUUUCCGGACGCCGGUAGGUACCCGAACUACAAUCUGGGAUACUCGACAACCAGGUACAACAGCUACAACACGGGAUCGAACGCUUUUAUGCAGCCGGGCUACACCACCCCUCAGUAUGGGACUAAUUACGGGCAAGAUUUUACAUCGUACGAAGCCCCGUUUAUGAAAAACGUAAGGGAUUACUGCGUGAACCGGUCACCGCAGACCGGGAUAUGGGUGGAACAUUUGACCGGUAUGUGGACGGUUAUGGGUGUAUGGAAAGUGGCCGAACUUUAUAUGCAUUUGAGCAAAGAGGGAGUAAUCACAUAUAACAGCUGUCCUAUCAUCACCAUAUGGGAAACGGACGUCAUUCCUCGGUCUACUUUCGGUCCAUCUACAGAGAACCAGCUAUUCCACGUGCAGCAUAUAAACGCCAAAUUCAGGCAGGAGUUUAGACACUUACGUCUGCUUUGGAAUGAAGCCGGCCAAACCAUAGAGUAUGCUCUGUACUUUCGAAACGAUUCCGCUGGCUACUGGCAGGUUUUCGACGGACAGAAUGGUACUUUAACUAAUCGCCCAUCAUACCAGCAAUUCAGCGGUACAGUUCAAGUGCUUAAGGCCGUCAACGACCAUUUACUUUUAAACUUUUGCCAAGAAGGAACGGUCUCGUCACCAGCUCAGCUAUACUCUGUGCUCUUCUCUCGCGAUCCCGGAAGAAUGCCGCGAUGGGAACGUGACUCUGUCCACACUCUGCUGCAGAAUAAGAAACUAUCCGUGGCUUCAAGGAGAAUAGUAUGUGGAAACAGUGCUGAUAGACCAUAUGGUAUGGUGGUCUCGAUAAUUACAUGUCUUUUGGCGUAUGCUAUAAGUUUAGCG
Molecule: messenger RNA, 2274 nt
Organism: Iphiclides podalirius (scarce swallowtail)
Lineage: Eukaryota; Metazoa; Arthropoda; Insecta; Lepidoptera; Papilionidae
Source: the annotation of a GenBank genome assembly